Oncorhynchus masou masou (cherry salmon) is the source of this 3333-nucleotide messenger RNA. Its product is annotated as G patch domain-containing protein 8-like. Gene Ontology annotation, molecular function: NMDA glutamate receptor activity. Gene Ontology annotation, cellular component: plasma membrane; NMDA selective glutamate receptor complex. Lineage: Eukaryota; Metazoa; Chordata; Actinopteri; Salmoniformes; Salmonidae. Gene Ontology annotation, biological process: long-term synaptic potentiation; excitatory postsynaptic potential. The record is from RefSeq and is a predicted model, not a curated record.
AUUGAGAUGCUGGAGCGUCUGUGGCUGUCUGGUAUCUGUCAUAAUGAUAAGAUUGAGGUGAUGAGCAGUAAGCUAGACAUAGACAACAUGGCGGGUGUCUUCUACAUGCUGUUGGUGGCUAUGGGGCUCAGUCUGCUGGUAUUUGCCUGGGAGCACCUGGUCUACUGGAGGCUCAGACACUGCAUGGCUACCACCUCCGGGAGACUGGACUUCCUACUGGCCAUCAGUAGGGGCAUGUACAGUUGUUGUAGCUUUGAGGAUGAAACCACGCCGGGUGGGGCCAAAUCCUCCAUGGCUAUGCUCCCCCACCAUCAUGGCACCAUGGUAACAGUCCCGCCCCCGCCACACUUGGUCGGUGCGUCGUCAACCAACCCGGCCCUGACCAUGGCGCAGCAGCAACAGUCACAGCCCGUCUACAAAACACAGAUGCCUGGAUCCCCUCCCACCGUGGUGCAUUCUGGGACGGCGCUGGGGCCCUCCAACACUCCCAUGCUGGGGGCGCCCCUGCCCUGCUCCACAUUCCUCCCCCGGCCCGAUCGCAGACUGGCCGUGGUGGACCGCUGGAGGCUGCCCAAGGCCGGGACCGCCACCAACCCCAUGGCCGUCCGCGGGGCCGUCGCAGACAUGGGGCCCUUCCCCCAGAAAGUGGCUCCAACCUGGGGCACGACAGCUGGAGGAGUGGGGGUUGGUGGUGGUGGUGGUGGGGGGCUGGAUGGAUAUAAACGCUACUAUGGACCCAUCGACCCUGAGGGUCUGGGGCCCUGUAUGGACCAGCCUGCAGGGUCUCAGACCCCCAAAACAGCCCCCAGGAGCCACCCUCAACCCCCUCCCGCCACUGUGGCCUUCUACUCAGAGAAAGGUCCUGACCAGGGGGUGGGGAAGAGGGUGGUGGGAGGUGGUGGUGCUGGGUGUCAGGGGAAGGGAGGGGUCAAACCUUUGGGGACGCCUCGGCUGCCUCCUAAAAGCCAAGCCGUGGGCGUGACCCCAGUCCCUCUGCCCACUAACCCGCUGCCACAACCCUCCCCCCCUCUCCCCUCAUCCUUUUGGAGGAAGCGCCGGCCCAAGAAGCCCAAAGAGCCAGGCGGACCUCUGUACGAGAACAUCCUACCGCUGGGGCGCAGGGGAGGAGGAAGGGAUGGAGCGAGGGAUGGUGGAGGGAGGAGGGGACGCCCACUCUCACCUCCUCUCCCACUCCCCGUAACUGUGCCCAUGUCCCCCACCUACACUCCCCCUUCCCCCUCCACCUCACUCCCCUACACCAGCUCAACUUCUUCCUCUUCUUCUAACACAUCGUCCACCUCUUCCUCUUCCUCCUCCUCUCGGUCCUCCUCUCCUUCCUCCUCCUCCUCCUUGACCUCUCAGAGCACGCGGGAAGGUUUGGACGCAGAGGAGGAAGAUGAGGAUGAGGAGCUGACCGAGGAGUCCAGUCUUCUGCUGGGGAGGGGGAGAGACAGACAGCGUUCAAUUAUCUCCUCUCGCUCCCUCAGUCACGGGCGCCAGCCACCACCUAUACCACCCCGAAAACCACGCCCUGCCCGAGGGGAGAGAGACAAGGAGAGAGAGAGGGAGAGAGGAGGUAGCCAGUUGGCCCAGUUACAGGAGUGGUGGGCGGGCUGGGGUGAGAGAGAGAGGGACCGCAGUGGAGGAGGAGAUGACGAGAGGAAACGAGAGAAGAAGAGGAGGAAAGAUAAAGAGAAGAAGAAAAAGAAGAAGAAGAGGAAAAAGAGGGAGGAGAGGGAACGAGAGAGAGACAAAGAGAGGAAGAGACGGAAGGUGAAAAAGAAGAGGAAGAAGAAGGCGCUGAAGACAAAGAAGAGGAAGAAAUCGUCUGGGCGUUCGGAGCAAGAAGAGGGGGAUGUGGAGGCAGAUAGGGAGGGGGUGGGGGAUGGAGGGAGAGAAGGAGUGAUGCCAGACUACUCUUCCUUUCCAACCCAGUAUCGUAGUACUUUUGGGGAGAAAGGGAGAGAGUCAGCAUGGGCAGGAGAGAGGGAGCGAGAAAGGAGGGAGGGAGAAGAGGAAGAGGGGGGUGAUAGAGAGGAGGAUAGCAGCAGGAGCAGGGCGAGGCGACCCAAAUCAUCGCGUUCCCACUCCAGACAUCGACCCCCCAGUAAGCUCUACCCCAAACUCCCUGCCUCGGUCAAGUUCUGGGUGAGUGGAGGAAACGGGGAAGGGGGGGACCCCAACUCUGGAACACACCCCUCCUCCCUGCCUCCCCUCAUCCCACUCUCCAAGAGGCGGAGGAGUGGAGGGGUGGAGAGAAGGGAGGGAGGGAGAGAAGGAGAGAAGAGGCCUCUGUUGAUGCACUAUGAGAAAGGCAGGGCUAACACCCAGGAGGGGCUCUCCUUCCAUGAGUGGGACUCUGAGGAGGAUGAAGAGGAAGAUGUGGGGGAGGAGAGGCAGAGAGACAGAGCCAGGGAACGGGUGGAGGAGAGGGUGAGGAGGGCGGGUGGGAGAGGUGCUGUGUCAGAGUCAGAAAGAGACAGGGCGAGAGCAGAGGAGAGUUACUCUGAUGAGGGCUCAUCAGGGGAGUUUGGGCGAUUUGAGAGAGAGAAAGGGGGCAGCAUCAACAGCAGAGACGACUCUAUACUAGGGCGAGUGGAGGGCUGGGGGGGGGUGGGGGGAGAUUCUUGGGGUUCAGGGCCAGGAGUAGGGUGGGCGUCAGGGGGUGGGAGUGGAGGUCUGGGGUCCCAGUGGCCCCCUCCUCCAGCAAACCUCCCGCCCCCCCGACGGUACUGGUCUGUGGACAAACUCCCAAUGAAGGGAGAGAAGAAGUGGAAAAGGGGAGGAAGGGGGAAGGGCAAGGGACGCGCACGAGACAGGAACCAGGGGUCUGGGGUGUCAUGUUCAUGUAGUCAGUACCCCCACCCCCAUGUGCACCCGAACCCCCAAGGGCGGUCACACGGCCAUAGGAAGAGAGGAAGCACGGCCCUGUCCCACAGCCAGGAGGAGCUGCUCCCCCACUGCCACAGCUUCAGCGGGGGCUCACGGCCCAAACCCCCUCCCAAACCAGACCAGGGCCAGGCCAAGUCAGGCAGCCAGGCCAGUCUCAGCACACAGCAGCCAGGAGUGUUAGUGGACCACCCCCCUCAGCCCUCCCUCUCGCCCCCUCAACCCCAACCUAGUGUCCCUUCCUCAUCCUCCUCCCUGCCGGUGCCCAUCCCUCCUCCUCCCUCCUCGUCCUCUGCCUCGGCCAGUGCUAAGCUCCUGUACCAGAGACUACGGUCAGUUCCUCAGCCCGGACGCUUCUACUCCCCCCACCUGCCACUCAAGGCCAAGAGCCUAUGCUCCCGACGAGGCUCCGCCCAUUUCUCCAGCCUGGAGAGCGAGGUAUGA